Messenger RNA from Bombina bombina (fire-bellied toad), 1688 nucleotides. RefSeq lists its product as uncharacterized. The record is from RefSeq and is a predicted model, not a curated record. NCBI's taxonomy places the organism in Eukaryota, Metazoa, Chordata, Amphibia, Anura, Bombinatoridae. The transcript has 10 exons. The coding region runs from base 39 to 1436 and encodes 465 amino acids.
GCAGUUCAGCAAGAAACCCGGAGUUCCAUUACUGCAAGAUGCUAAAUACUGAGGAUCAAAGGUUUAAUGUUGCCACCUCUAUUCUAUUUCAAGUCUCUACUGUGGAUCCUGACUCAGGGAAUUUGGUGAUAAUGGGAAACUGUCUGCUUCGUGUGUUCAGUAAUGACGGAAAGCUUAAUGUUGGGGGAUUUCAGCUGAAGCUAAGAGCAGGCAUGCCGGUUAAGAAGCGGGACUUACUUGUACCGCCAGAUUUCCAUCAGUAUCCAGUGCUUCCUUGCUGCUCUCUAUUAAUCCGAAUACUUCCACAUACUGAGAAUCCUGUGCCCAUGCCCAGGUACUCAGUAGGCUUCUACUUUACACAUGAAGCCAAGCCGACAAGGUCAGAGCUGCAGAUAAUGUCCACAUUCCAAAAGGAUGUCAACUUUCCAAUCCUUGUAAAAGACAUGGCAGAGUGUUUAAGGGAGAAAGGAGAGAGCCAAGCACCUCAAGAAAAUGAACUGAAAGGUUGGUGUGUAGAAAAAAUAGAUGGAACAAGGUCUUCUUUGGUUCAGCCAUCAUCAGUCUACAUAAACAUUCACCAUGUGACAAAAUACCGACAAGAAAUUGGUGUACACUUGAAAAUAAUGCAAGCAUUUGGACUUGAAGUGGAAGGCCUUUAUAUCAAUGCCUUUGCUAGGAUCCUGAAGGGAAGUCAGAGCAAACAUUUGCCAGAGUUACCGCAGCACUGGGGAGGGGAAGAAAAAUUUCUCACGAGGCAACAUGACUUCUCAAGCUUACAGAAAUCACCAAGAUGGACUGAUCCCUCUGUGGUUCUGCAUCCUUACUUGGACAACCAUAGUGUUCUUCUUGUUCAAAUAUUUGGUAUGACUGCUGUUUAUAAGCCUCAUCCAAGCAAUGACCAGCGCGGACGUGUCAUUUCACAAAAUGGACAAGAUCUUACGUUGCACUCACUGUUAGGUUGGACAGUUUUUCCUCUGUUUGACAGGCAUUAUGUAUACAGUGGUAUCCACAGUGCUCCCCUAUUCCAAGGUGCUCCAAAUGCUGAAUUUCUACAAACUAUAUCUGCAAAGUCACUGAAAACAGCAAUAGAAGAAGGUUUAAAGAAAAAGAGUUUAACACUUCUUAAGACUUAUGGAAGUGUCACAAUAAAAGUCUGGGAUGGUCAUUAUUUCGAUGAUGAACACUAUGCUUUACCAGUCAUCAACGAUCUUCUGACAGUUGACAAAAUUAAGAAAUUUCUCAGCACCCAGACUAGUAAAAAAGGCAAGGAAAUGUCAAUGUUAGUUUUGCAAAGCCUUGAUAAAAAGAAACAGAAACUGCAAAGAAAUAAUCCAGAAUAUCAACAACAUCAACAUUUUUAUGAAGAGGCAAUGGCAGAUGCAUUUUACAAUCUUAUCGAGACUGCUUUAUUGAAUGCUGGAUAUGGUCCGUUAUAAACCAUAUGUCUAUAUACUGCAGUGUAUCCUGGAAAAGUCAUAGGACUCACAGCAGAAAAAUAUGAAGAAUUAAUCACAAAAUAUCUUGGAAACCCAAAUAAAAGCAGGAAUAAAUGAAGAUUGUUUGAUAAAAAAAAUAUAUAUGGACAUUUAAAAAAUAUAUAUAUAUAUAAAUUGCAUAACAUUUCUGCUUAUUAUUAUAAUAGGCUAAAAUGUGUAACAUGUAAUGAAAUAAAAAGUGAUCAAAUAAUA